Molecule: messenger RNA, 3155 nt
Organism: Mercenaria mercenaria
Lineage: Eukaryota; Metazoa; Mollusca; Bivalvia; Venerida; Veneridae
Exons: 2
Coding region: 568-1317 (249 amino acids)
Source: RefSeq, a predicted model, not a curated record
AAUAGAUCCGAAUGAAAUACUUGAAUAUUCGGCUGAUCCAAGCCAAAUUGAACCUUGUGAGAAUCUUGAACCAGAAAAACAAAAAGUAGUAAUAUUUGAUGAUUUUGUAUGUGAAGAUAAAAAGGUUCAGAAUGAAAUAACAAAAUACUUUAUUCAAGGACGUCACAAAAACUGUUGUGUUAUUUAUUUAAGUCAGUCUUACUAUAAAGCACCAAACGGUAUUCGGAUUAACUGUUCACAUUAUAUUUUAUUUGAAAGUCCAAGUAAAAGAGAAAAUGAUAUGAUUUAUAAUGAACAAAAUAUUAACCCUAACUCUUUUGCUAAUGCAACAAAACAAAAAUAUGAUUUCUUAUAUAUUGACAAACCAAGGAAAUUUUUAAGAAAAAACUUUACUGGUAAUAUAUAAUGGUAGUUUUUAGUAAUAUAUAACAAAUAAGUGAACCUGACAGUAUAAGUAAAGUUAAAUUUGAUAUUGAUUUAAGUGAUUAUGCUACUAAAAAACAAUUCAAAAAACUUUAAAAGGAAACAGAAUCAUAUCUUCACAGAAAUAAGGAGCUUCAUAACACAAUGAACAGAGCAUUGGAUAUGGGAGGUAAUGAAAUAAUCAACCUAGGAAAUCCAGAUAAACCCAACGAUGCUGUUUCAAGACGGUUUGUGUUUAAAAAAGUUCAAAGUGUAAUACAUGACUAUAAUCUUGAAGAUAUCAAAAGUAUAAAACAAACACUAGAAGCAGAAGUAAAGAAUAUUGAAGAAUUAACAAAAGAUUUUAAAAAUAAUUCAUUAUUAAUUAAUCAAUUACAAGAUAAAAUUGAAAAAGAAAUGAAACCUAUGGUUGAUUCUAUUAAAGAAUUUCAAGAGAAAUCUGAUUUGACAGAUACAAACAUAAAAGAAGUAUUUAGACGAAAUUUUGAAAUAUUAUACAAUCAAGUUCAAGAAUUAAAAGAUAGUAUGAUUAAACAUGAAGAACUAAAAGACAAGAUUAUUGAAGCUGAGAAAAAGUUACAAAAUAUGCAUCAGUUUGAAAUCAGAGCAGAAAUAAAUAAACUAAAUACUGAAAUGGUAAAAAGAAAUCAUGAUUUACUCGAUACAUUUUCGAAUAAAUUUGCAGAAUAUAAAUCUGAACUGGAAAAGGCAGCUUCACAAAGAGGUGAUGAUCAUGACACAGCAUUAGAUGACUUUAAAGAAGAAAUUCGAAAUUGGGUUCCGUUGCGACUCCAUUGUAUGCCUUGUGACGGGGUUUAUUGUUUACCUACUGAUUCCUAUGGUUAUUGUAAUCAAACUGGAGAUAAAACCUGCAUCGCAUCAAGAUCAGUUUAGAUAUGUAGAAUCCGUAAAUAACAAUUGCUACAACAAGCAAGAAAAAAGACAUAUAGCCUUUCUGAAAGUGCAUAAAACUGGUAGUAGAUCUGCUCAAAAUACUUUUUUACGGUUCGGUCAGCACCGUAACCUUACUUUUAUUCUUUUCCAUCAUAAACCUGGACUUGCGGUAGAAAGACGCGCAUCACACGUGAUCGGCAUGAAAAACAGUCUAAAUGACAGGAAUAUUGAGCCUCCACCCAAUGGUAGCUCAUACGACAUUAGUUGUUGCCACGUAAUUUAUAAACGCUCACAGUUUGAAAAAUAUCUCCCAAAUGACACAAUAUACAUCGGAAGUGUGCGCGAACCUACCGAGCGAUUAGAAUCUGCGAUACAUUUUUUUAAACUUUUCCGAAACAUGAGUUUAUCUGAAUAUGCAAAAGAUCCAUACAGGUACAAACAUUAUGUUGGUUCUAUAAUUAACGAUUAUCUAGAUAAGAUUCAGUCAGAAUUUGAUGUUAUAUUAAUACGAGAAAGAUUAAAUCAUUCAAUUAUUUUGAUGAAAAGAAUUCUACAAUGGCAUAUAAAAGACGUACUAUAUAUAUCAAAAUUAGUAUCUUCAAAAGGAAAACGUCUUUUUCAUGACAAUGAAAAGGAAAAUAUAAUGUCAUAUCUUAAUUUGGAUUACAUGCUAUAUAAUCGUGUAUUGGAAGAGUUCAAUAAUAAAACAGAACGCGCCGGAAAUAAUUUUGAAGAUGAAGUUAACAAUUAUGUACAGGUUUUAGAUCGUAUUUCAUACUUUUGUAAACAUGAGAACGCCACAGAGUCAAUCUAUAUCAAAUUGUCGAAAUGGGAUUCAUCUUUUAAUGUCACUAUAAUGGAUUGUAAGAUGUACAUGAAGCCAGAAGUCGAAUUUGUGCAAGAUGUACGAAAACGUCAGUACGGCCAAAUAAGAAAAUCAGCGAUUUAGUUUGUAACAACCCAUUGAUAAUGAUUUCGAUGUAUGAUAUUUGAUAUUUUUUGUUUAGCGACAUUCUUCGGAAAAUAUUAAAACAAAACAUUUGUUUAUCAGUACAUUGUAUCACAGAAUGCUUCUUCUAAUUAAGGACAUCAUGCACAAUAUAACAAGCAAGGACAAAUAUUCAGUAGGAAUAGCCAUGUUCCAAGAAUGGAGGCUCCCGAGAAGAAACCAUUUAGCGGUGAAUUCUAAUGUCAAAUCACUAUAAAAAAGCCACAUGACACAAACCCUAGCGUCUUGACAGGAGAUAGAUAUUACUAUAUAACGAUAAUUUCUUGAAUCGAUCGUUGCAUAAUAAAAAUUAUUUUCGCAUCCAGAUAUCUAGCAGCAGCUAGUUGAUUUUGCCUCUCCUUAUUUCUAAGAUCUCCAUUAUGUCAAAUGGGCUGGUAUCAUGAUAACACGAUGCAAAGUCGGGAAAACACGAUGCGAAAGCGUGACAUAUACAUAUCGACCUAGCACCAGACUGUCACCCCUUUACAUCAGGUUAUCACAUCGUAUUAUCGCGUUUACGUUUUGUGAUUUCGUAGCUUUAUCCUUGGCAUUCAAGGGAUGUAUGCCAAAGUGAUAUGAGUCACACUGUUGUCAAACCUGCUAACCACCCCGCCACUAAAAAUAUCUAUAGUACCCGUCGAAAUAACCAUAAUAAUUACAAUUAAAUUGCAUUUCAUAGGAAAAUGCGUGACAGUUCCGCGUGUACGUACGGUUACGUGAGUUGCCAGAAGUGAAGUUUCAGGCCUUAAGGCUUCAUCUCCGAUAAAGUAUGCAGCCGAUUUUAUGAUUUUAACAUAUCGAAAUACUCGAGCGAAUUCGUCCGCUUCGAUUCCGUCACUGACGUGCGCCA